UUUAGUGAAGGAAGAGUCUCCGUAUAAUACACACACAACAGAAUUCUACGCUUACAGGAGGUCCCCGAGACCAUAAUUCACUCAUUCAUUGGUGGUCAGUGGGAAGAAUGUCUCUUACAUUGGGGGUCAGUGGGAAGAAUGUCUCUUUACAUUGGGGGUCAGUGGGAAGAAUGUCCCUUACAUUGGUGAUCAGUGGGAAGAAUGUCCCUUACAUUGGGGGUCAGUGGGAAGAAUGUCCCUUACAUUGGGGGUCAGUGGGAAGAAUGUCCCUUACAUUGGUGAUCAGGGGGAAGAAUGUCCCUUACAUUGGGGGUCAGUGGGAAGAAUGUCCCUUACAUUGGGGGUCAGUGGGAAGAAUGUCUCUUACAUUGGGGGUCAGUGGGAAGAAUGUCCCUUACAUUGGUGAUCAGUGGGAAGAAUGUCUCUUACAUUGGGGGUCAGUGGGAAGAAUGUCUCUUACAUUGGGGGUCAGUGGGAAGAAUGUCUCUUAC
This is a messenger RNA of Staurois parvus, 491 nucleotides long. The record is from the annotation of a GenBank genome assembly. NCBI's taxonomy places the organism in Eukaryota, Metazoa, Chordata, Amphibia, Anura, Ranidae.